AUGUCUCCUUCCUUCCUUCCAUUAACAGCAAGUGUCACAGCGAGUGUCGGUCUAUCUCAAGAGCAGGAACCAUACGACACAAGAUCUUAUCGGAAUCGGAACGCAUCAUAUGUGAGCCUUCCCUCCCCAACUCCUGCAACCUCAGUGCCUUUGAGUCCAAAGAGCCCAAGCAGCUGUUAUAGUGCAAGACCUACACCAGCUUAUUACGACAUACUGCAAGGCUUGGAAAGACUCAAGAUCACAGACGAAGAAGGCGCUAACGUAGCCCAGAGUAUCACAAUGCCUCAAUACCUUGGGAACGGUCUUUAUCAAGACAUGCCAAUGGUGUCUCGAAAUUUUGAAGGCAGAGAUGUUACAGAUACAUGGGAAUUCGUCGACCCCUCGAAGCUACCUUACAGAAAUCUCAAACGCAAGAGGAGAUCACAAUCAGUGCAAGACGAAAGGCAGCAUUCGGAAGACAGUCUCAAACAGUUCAGAGUAGUGAAACGACUUCGUUCGGGCAGCGAAGGAAGUUGCGCCGUCGUCAAACAUAAGUCGACUUGUGAAGUCUUCUGUAUGAAGAUUGUUCGGAAACCCGACGUCAAAGGUAAGAUCCCAUGGGAGAGCUACAUCAUGGAUGUCCUCGAUCUGGCAAAGAAGCCCCACCGGAACAUCAUCGACAUUCAAUGGUCCGUCUAUAACGAAACCUGCAGAAUACCCGUCGCCGAGUAUUACAGUGAAUACUUUCCUGUUGGUGACCUAUUCGACUUCUCUCUCCGCUUCUUUGACCGUCAAAGGAAGAUUCCAGAGUUAUUCAUUUGGAAAGUCUACCGCCAGCUCUUGUGCGCCCUAGAAUACCUUCAUUAUGGCUUCAAUAGAAGAGCCAACUUUGGCAAAGACAAGCGCUCAUCUUGGUCUUCUCUCGAUCUCACCCGACCAGGCGUUGUCCACCGCGACAUAAAGCCAGAGAACAUCCUUGUCCGCCUGCCUCAAGGCCGCGGAAAUGACACGCUUCCCGACGUCGUACUCACAGACUUCGGUCAUGCCACCCUUCAGCAAUUCACAUACGACGCCUGCGGCACUCCCGCAUGCUCAGCACCUGAAAUGCCGCGCUCGAGCCCCAAAACAGACGUGUGGUCAGUGGGCGCCGUCAUACACUUCCUCAUCUACGGACAUGCCCCUAUUGCGAGCUUGCCUCGCGAGUUCACGCCGACGAAAGAGAACGAAGUGGCGUGGGAGAAGAAGCCGGAGGCCAGGUACGUGAGAACGGACGUGCCGGAGAUGUAUAGCGAGGAACUUGUCAAUGCCAUGUUGAUGGCAUUGAACUAUUCUGCAUCGAGAAGACCUCAUGCGUCGCAGGUCGUCAAGUUUGCAGGGGAAGAGUUCAGAGAGGCAAAACGCAAUGGACGGAUGAAGAUGGCUCCGCUACCUGAGUGGGCUUUUAGUAAGGAUAGAAGGCGUGCAGAUUGA
Molecule: messenger RNA, 1449 nt
Organism: Bacidia gigantensis
Lineage: Eukaryota; Fungi; Ascomycota; Lecanoromycetes; Lecanorales; Ramalinaceae
Exons: 1
Coding region: 1-1449 (482 amino acids)
Biological process (GO): protein phosphorylation
Cellular component (GO): cytoplasm
Molecular function (GO): ATP binding; protein serine/threonine kinase activity
Source: RefSeq, a predicted model, not a curated record